Messenger RNA from Gracilinanus agilis (Agile Gracile Mouse Opossum), 2912 nucleotides. It is a transcript of the gene PURB, whose product is annotated as purine rich element binding protein B. Gene Ontology annotation, biological process: regulation of transcription by RNA polymerase II. The coding region runs from base 1 to 1305 and encodes 434 amino acids. Gene Ontology annotation, molecular function: RNA polymerase II transcription regulatory region sequence-specific DNA binding; DNA-binding transcription factor activity, RNA polymerase II-specific; purine-rich negative regulatory element binding. Gene Ontology annotation, cellular component: nucleus. NCBI's taxonomy places the organism in Eukaryota, Metazoa, Chordata, Mammalia, Didelphimorphia, Didelphidae. The transcript has 4 exons. The record is from RefSeq and is a predicted model, not a curated record.
AUGGCCAGGCCGGCCCAGGCUGGCUGGAAGACGAAUCCGAUGAACCUUCGGACCGGCUGGGCAGCGGCGGAGGCAGUGGCGGCGGCAGCGGCUUCCAGACAGGGCGCCGCCCCCCCCCCCCACGCCCCGCUUCGCCUCCCACCAGCGCAGCCUACCCUGCGCGCCCGGCCUAGGCCCGGUUUGGGGCGCAUUGCGCGGGGCCGGGAUGAUGUCAUGGCUUCGUUCUUAAAGCGGUCUAAAGCUAGCAGUGCCUCCCGCAAACGGGGCACCGAUGGACUCGACGUGGAGCGCUACAGGCCUCUGCGUUUCGCUGUCGCGAAGGCGGUGGCGUGCAUGCGUGGGCCAGUCCAAGUACGAGGAAACCUAGAGGGGCGGGGUGGAGAGGAGGAUAGACGGAAGGGGAACAUCGGCUGCGCGCAGUCGGGUGCGCGCUCCGGCUCGUCCGCGCGCCGGAAACAGCCGCUCAGCUGCGGAAGUCGGGGGCUGGACAUCCAGAACAAGCGCUUCUACUUGGACGUGAAGCAGAACGCCAAGGGCCGCUUCCUGAAGAUUGCCGAGGUGGGAGCGGGCGGCUCCAAGAGUCGCCUCACGCUUUCUAUGGCCGUAGCCGCCGAGUUUCGAGACUACCUGGGCGACUUCAUCGAGCACUACGCGCAGCUGGGGCCCAGCAGCCCCGAGCAGAUCGCGGCGGCCGCAGCAGCAGCGGGCGCCGAGGACGGCGGCGGGCCCCGGCGGGCGCUUAAGAGUGAGUUCCUCGUGCGGGAGAACCGCAAGUACUACCUGGACCUCAAGGAGAAUCAGCGCGGCCGCUUCCUGCGCAUCCGCCAGACCAUCAACCGCGGGCCCGGCGCGGGCGGCGGCUUCGGCGGUGGAGGCGGGCCAGGGCCCGGGGGAGGAGGCCUGCCGAGCGGCCAGACCAUCGCGCUGCCCGCGCAAGGCCUCAUCGAGUUUCGAGACGCGCUCGCUAAGCUCAUUGACGACUACGGCGGAGACGAUGACGAGCUGAGCGGCGGACCCGGCUACGGGGAGCUGCCCGAAGGCACGUCCAUCACGGUGGACUCUAAGCGUUUCUUCUUCGACGUGGGCUGCAACAAGUACGGCGUGUUUCUGCGGGUGAGCGAGGUGAAGCCAUCCUACCGCAACGCCAUCACCGUGCCCUUCAAGGCGUGGGGCAAGUUCGGAGGCGCCUUCUGCCGCUACGCCGACGAGAUGAAGGAGAUCCAGGAGAGGCAGCGCGACAAGCUGUACGAGCGCCGGGGCGGCGCCGGGGACGAGUCCGAGGGUGAGGAUGUAGAUGACGACUGAAGCUGGGGCAGCCUCCCCUAACCAGUACCCCUACCCCCCUCUGAACCGCAACACCCCUGCCCCCGCCCAGAAAUCCCUACCCGCUGGAAUGAUCCCCUUCCCACUCACCCCGUGUAGCUGGGGCCUAGAAAUGGAGCGAAGGGGAGGCCCCCAGAGAAACAAACCAACAAGAAAAUAACAAGCAAUUCUAAUUAAAGAAAUAACCACCCGGAAACUUGUGGACAACUAGAAGAGAGCGGCAAGUUUAAAGGAGCUGACACCGACCUGAGAGGUGAGGAGAAAUCUCUUCUUCUCACCUGAGAGAAAUAGCCUCAACCCCGCCCCCCCUUUCACCCACCUGAGCUAUCAACUUCAUCCAAGAUUACAUCCUCGCUGGCCUUUGACCUGGAGGUAGAAACGAGUUUAAAUUGCCCAGAGCACCCACCCAAGGAUAUUUGAUUUUGAGUUGCUGUUCCUGGCCUGCUUAAAUCGGUUCUAUAAUUCUUCCCGUUACCCCCCACCCCCAUUCAGUGUGGAAUCCCUUCACCUUCUUUGAAACCAGCAUCUUGGUGUCUAAAUCUUUGCUUAAGUCCAUGAAGAUAAGGGAGAGAGGCAAGUUACCCAUUUCCAAAGGUGCAGGUCCAUAAAGGGAAAUACAAAUUUAAAGAUACAUAAUAAUCAUGGACUUACUGGGCAGAAAUUAAAAUUCAAAAGCUCUUGGGGGAAAAUAUGGAAACCAAUUUGGAUUUUAAAAUAAGGUUUUGGAAGGAACCUGGACCAAUGUCUAUUGUCUUUUUCUUUGCAGAAUUUACCCCCUUCCCCCAUGCAAACUGAUGGAGAUAUCAGUGUUUGAACUGGAAUCCAUUACUAAAAUAGUUUUGAAGUUGGCAAGGUUUCUGAAGAUUUUAAUGGACAUUUUUAUAUUGGGGAGGGGGGGUUGCAUAAGAAGAAAUCAGGCAUAAAGCACAAGGAAAACUGUUUGAGUGGAUUGGUUGCUACUCACUAAAGUUCUUCCCCUUCUCUCCAAAUAUGGAGGUUAUUAUAAAGAAAUGGCUUAGGUAUGAAGAAAUGAGAGCCAGCUUUCCUAUGGCUCCAAAAGUGUAAGCCUGUGAAUAGUAGAUAAUUCAGCAAUUCCAUCCAAUGGCUGACUGGAUUUUAAACCAUAACUUGCAUGAUAUCAGCAAAAAGAAACAUGUGGCUACAAGCCUGAGCUUUGAAAGAAUGACUGACAUCCAUACAAAAGUUGGAAAUGAACAAAACUGAAGCCUCCAUUUACCUUCAGUUUACUCUAUGGACUUGUUCAAAUAACAACAUCCUCAGGUCCAGAAUUUCCAGCAUCAGUUAUUCUUUUACAAGAAUUUUUAAAGGAGAACUUGAUCCAUUUUAUCAGUACCUCACAAUCAAAGUUGGCACAUGAUGGAUGGAUGAUUCAGAGCAGCAGGCCCUAUGGAAGCUGAAAUCCAUCACUAAAAGGAGCUGAAGUGAAAAUGAAUAAGCUGACUAUACCCUGAAAGCUUUUUUAUACCAUCUUGAAAUUUCAACAUAAACUGGCUUCUGCCAGUUCAUCUUAGCUGUCUUUCAAGAAUAAAAGUUGGGGUUUUCAAGGAUCACCUCUUCUAUAUUUUAAA